GAGACACAGUUACCAAAGUUCCCUCUUCUAUCCAACACUAGCCAUGACCUGCAGACAGUAGUCAUGGCAACACUGCAUCAGUAUCUGCCCAUAGACUAGAAUAGCAGGUCACAGGUCAGAGGGGAGCACCAGGGGCCUGUGUGCAGCAGUCUGAGUGAUGGAGAGAGAGAGUCAGUUGCCACUGAGGAAUAAGGUGGAGGCGGUGACUUUGCCAGCGUUGUCCUGUGUAGCCCUCUGUGGUGGUACCCAUGGCAACGAGCUCUCGGGAAUCUACCUGGUGCAGGAGACGCUAAAGAACAAGAGGAAGGGUGAAGCAAUGGAGGCCGUAACCGUGGUAACAGUGAUAUCGAACCCUCGCGCUGUGCAGCAGCGUGUGCGCUACACAGAGACAGACCUGAACCGCUGUUUUACAUAUGCAAUGCUGAGUGCACCAGUCUCGGAAAGGACGCCGUAUGAGAUAAUACGCUCUCAGGAGCUCAACUCCCUGCUGGGUCCCAAAGGGAGUGGGCAAGCUGUAGAUCUGAUCUGUGAUCUACACAAUACCACUGCGAAUAUGGGCCUCUGUCUCAUCACAUAUGCAGACAGCGACUGGAUAUGCCUGCACAUCUGCAAACACCUGCAGCGGGAGAUGGCUACUAUCCCAGUGAGGUACAUCCACUACGACAUCCCACUGAGUGAGGCCUUCUCACUGGAGUCAGUGGGCAAGCAUGGCUUUGCGAUGGAGAUCGGUCCUCAGCCGCACGGAGUGAUCAGAUCCAACAUUUUCACUGCCAUGCAGGAAGCAGUUCACCUAAUGCUGGACUGGGUCCGCCUAUUCAACUCAGGCACCCAAUUUGACGAGGGUUCAGUGGAUGUUUAUACAAUGGUGAAGAAUAUCGAUUACCCUCGAGAUCCUUACACUCACAACAUCACGGCUGCUGUGCACCCUGAACUACAGGACCGGGACUUUUGUCUCCUCUACCCAGGGGACCCCAUCUUCCUUUCCUUUAGUGGAGAAAUCCUGAGGUACAAGGGGAAAGAGCCUCUCUAUCCUUUCUUCAUAAAUGAGUGUGCGUACUACGAGAAGGGUGUGGCACUCUUGCUGGCGAGGAAGAGUAAAGUGAAGAUUCCCGCCAUCCAGUGCAGCAGAGCAUGAAAGACGCAGGAAAGAAAAGGUUGAUAUUUCAAAGAAAAAAAUGAAUGAAUGAAUUAAACCAAACCAAAAUAAAUGGUGCUCCAUAAGUAUGAUGAACUGAUGUUUAAGAAUCUGUGUUGUUAUGAAAUCUUUCACAAUUACUGAAAUAAAUGCAAAACUAGGGUGUGUUAAGGGCACCGAUUAACAAGUCAUUUUACAGAAGAUAAAUGUUUUACUUUUUUCUCAUUGACUACAUGAUAGAAAUGCAGAUUCAAGCAAUAGCAGGUAUAUAACGGAUUCAGUACAGGCUCCAAAACCCAAAAACAAAAAAAGCAUACAAAAGGGAAGGACAUCGCUUUGCAUAUCAACGCAAUACAUUCACAAAGCUGGAGAACCACAUUCACUACGCAGAGUUUUCUGGUCCUUCUUCUCUGACCUCUGCCAACACCAUUCUCACCGACUUUCAAAUUAAUGCACCACCUUGAAGACUUACUAAUUAAAUUGAUUACUAAUUAUUAUUGUUUAGUGUUACAAAUCAAACAACAAAAUGCAGACAACAACUGCAAACAAAUAAUGACUUCAAUAUGUAAUGUAGCCUUAUUAAAACAAUUACCAUGCCUAAUUCUACUACAAAAUACACGGACAAUAAACAAAUACACAAUAAAAAUAUUUUGUAUCAAAUAAAAUAUCUUGUAGUGGUGGCGGUAGCUCAAUGGUUAAGAUACUCAAGUAGUAAUUAGAAGCUUGCCAACACCAUCCUCACUGAUUGUCAAAUGAAUACAACACCUUGAAGUCUUACUAAUUACAUUGAUUACUGACUAAUUAUUGAUUACACACUAAUUAUUGUUUAGUGUUACAAAUCAAAUGUUCGAAAUGUCCACAUUAUGUAACCAACAAAAUGGAAACGUCUAAAAAAUUAACUAAAUCAAUAAAUAAAGGCAAUAUUAAAAGCUGGCAUUUUUAAAAACAAACAAAUAAUGACUUCAAUGUGUCAUGUAGCCUUACUAAAACAAUUACCAUGCCUAACUCUACUAAUUCUACCACGGUGGCAGUGAACAAAUACACGAUAAAAAUAUUUACUAUGAAAUAAAAGAUCUGGUAUGGGCAGUGGUGGCUCAGCGGUUAAUGUACUCAACUAGUAAUCAGAAGUUCAAGCCCCACCACUGCCAAGUUGCCA
Molecule: messenger RNA, 2291 nt
Organism: Electrophorus electricus (electric eel)
Lineage: Eukaryota; Metazoa; Chordata; Actinopteri; Gymnotiformes; Gymnotidae
Product: N-acyl-aromatic-L-amino acid amidohydrolase (carboxylate-forming) B-like
Cellular component (GO): cytosol
Molecular function (GO): aminoacylase activity; hydrolase activity, acting on ester bonds
Source: RefSeq, a predicted model, not a curated record